GAGGUUUAGUUUGGGAGAAGAUCAGAACGGACAAGUGCCCGUGGGCCUCCGUCGUGGUGGGUUGUUCCUCGUGCGCGCUCUGUGCCGUGACUUAUCCGGCGGAGGAUCACGCAGUUUUUAUUAUAAAAACUAUCAAUUAUAUAUAUUUGGGAUAUAGGAGACUAGACAAUAAGAGUAAAAUUUUUAAAAAAGUAUAAAACACUUAUAUUAAUAAUAAUAAUAAAAUUUAUAUUUUAAUAAGUAUGUAAUUAUUGAGUUGUUGGUUAAGUAAAAGAUAAUGAAGUGAUUUAAGUGUAAUUAGUAAUCGGGCAUAAAAUAUUAAGUAAAAUAGUGUGUUAGUUAUAACGACGGGGUUUUGUCCACCGGUUUUACGAGUGUGGCGUACUGGGGUUUUGUAUCGUGUACGUGUGUACUCUCUCCCUCUUUACAACAAAUUCGUCAGCUCUACUCUCAACUUGCGACUCCCACUUUAAUGCUCUUGUGUCUGUCUCUCUUGUUUGUACGCGCGCAAGAGACAGGGACACGCGUUUACCAAUAAACACCUAAAAGUUAAAUAACGCCGCGGUGGAUUUGGAUUUAAAACUUUAAAGUUUUUUUUUGUUUUUUUAAAAAUAUUUAUCAUGAUGGAGAUAUCAAAAGGAUUGCAGAAGGAAAUUGUUUUGGUGCAAAAUAAAUUGAAGAACGCCAUUUGUGAUCAUCAGAUUUGCGUGGGGAAGCUCAAGGAUGACCCGAAUAAUGUCGACAUACACGGACAAAUAAAACAAAUUCAGCUUCAGAUAGUUUCCCUCGGGCAAUGCCAGAAGCAAGUUGUUGAGCGAUUGCGCAAAGAAGUUGAGGCAUACCAGGCGCAGAAUGCAAACGGCGUUAAAGUAUCAGUGGCUUCACUUUUGGGUCUAAUCAACAAUAACAACAACAUAAACAACAAUUAUCAUGCCAACAGUAACAACAACAAUCAUAUCACACCCGAUAAUGAUCAGGCUAAAGAUGACAUUGUCCAGGUCAAGGUUCAAGCGAAUGGUUUGUCCAAACGCAGACGGUUGUCUAAAGACAAUUGUAGGAAUGGAGUCAAUAAAAAAUUACGUGCCAAAGAAACAUCAACUCCAGUAGAAACCUUGUCAAUAGAUGAUGACGUUGUUGAACUAGUAAAUGAUAAUUCAAUUGAAAAAUUGAAUGAAAAUGACAACUACAAUGACAAUGACUCGUCAACGUCGGAUAAUUGUAAACCAGAGUUACAGCAAGCUGAAUUUCUCGAUACACUUGGACUUAUCACAGCCUCAAACUUUGAUAAGUUACAGAACAAGAAAGCUGAACGAAAGCGUCGAAGUCGUGCUAAUCCGCAGUUUGUUUGUUCCAACUGGGAACUACCGACGAAAAAGAAACGGCAUUCAUAUCUACAAUCGGGCAACGCGCCUCAGACAAGACAAACGACGGCGCGACUCAAUGGCCCGUCUCCGCCACCUCCACCGUCGUCAUUACCGUCGUCGUCGACGUCAUCGAGCAAUAAAGUGACCAAGUCCCAGUCGGGUGUACCGAAAACCGUCCCAUUGACCUCCUCCCCGCCUUCCUCAUCGUCUUCCUCGCCUUGCUCGUCUUCCUUGUCGCAGUCGUCGACCUCGAAGUCACUUGUUCCCGCUCAAAAGCCCGUAGGGAAGCCAAAUAUUCUUCGUAACUUAAAUGAAACAGUUCGUGUUAGUUGCAACAAAACACUAGAAAAUGGUUGUAGCACAAGCCAAACACUCACUUCAAAUUCAAACUCCUCAAAGAGUUCACCGUCAAAGGCCAUGAAUAUACCAGGACUACCUUCGAGCUUGACUAUUGAGAAAAUAGAAAACGAUGUCGUCUGCAUAAACUGCAGGAGUCCAGGAAUUUUAUCAAUUUGUGAUAAUUGUUCUGCGAGUUAUCACCCAUCGUGCCACAUUAUUUCCCCACCACCACAGGGACAGUGUCCAAAAUGUUUUGAAAUGACUCAAGAUGAGGAACGAAUCAGUCCGAUUGUUAAAAAGUCUGAGGAAUUAGGCCCAGCAUCAACUGAAACAAGAUCUUUUGAACAAGGAGGAGAAGACACAGAAGUCAAUAAAGCGGCUAGUGGAUUUCAUAAAAUUGAUGCAACAACACCCAACUUCAACCCAAACUUCGGGGUCCAACAGUUGCCAACCUCAAUCCAGCUCAUCCCGAUCGGGUCUAGUCCCCUCGCCAGCACCAGCAUCACCCAGUCAAACCACUCGCUCUUCGCGGGUCCGCUCAAUAUCUCCAAUAACUUUAUCAGCAGCGCGGGCAACGACAAUACCGUCGCCUAUUCACCUGUCAUCAUCAACCAAUUCCCCUCUCAGCAGUCCUGCAUCGCCCCCUACAUGCAGUCAGACCCGCGGCUUGCCUACAACUACGGUAUGCCCAUCGUCAGCCCACCAGACUCCGGGCAUCAGCAUCAACACCACCAGCACCAGCAUCACCAACAGCAUCAUCACCACCAACAUCACCUCCAACAUCAGCAGCACCUCCAGCAUCAACAGCACCUCCAACAGCACCAACACCAGCACCAGCAACCACAUUCUUACCUCAUCAUUAAGAAACUAUCCGAUCCUUGUGUCGGUGGACUCGUUACCCGUUACCAAAGCCAGCCAUCAUGCCCAUCCACAAUUAGCUACAGUUUGCCAAUCCAAUCGGGACCAACAAUCGUCAGUUAUCCUAGUCAACAACCAGGGCAGCCGAUUAUCAACUACAGUAUCGGUCCAAUUGAUUCAGGAUCAUCAGCAUCACAGCAACUUCUCACAACUUCAGCAUCAGCAUCAACAUCAGGCAUCCCAAUCCCAUCAUCAGCUCAAGCAAUCUAUGAGCAACGAAUCACCGAAGGACACCAUCAAGCGAUGCUCUACGAUCAGUUCACCUCAGGCCGCAUCAUCGCCGAGUCAGCCGUGCGAAAUAGCAGGCAGCCCUCCGGGCGCGCGGUGCCCGGACUCAACCGCAUCCUACCCCUGGAACCACCGGCGUCAGCUCCCGCCGCUAAGAAUCCAAGUGCACCAGCUGGACCAGCUGAAAGAAAACGACGUAAGUAUAACGUACGUAAAGCCAGAGAUAAGAAACAAUCAGCCCGUUCCGAACCAGUGGAGACAAAGUCUGACACCAUCGACGAAACAAUUACUGCUGUCCUCCAACCAGACAAUCAACCCCCCAGUCCAGUCAACUCAAGCAAUAACCAGCCCAAUAACGUCCCCGAUAGUACUCAACCCGGAGGUCUCGGUGAUAUCAAGUCUGGGUCAAUUGUCGAGCGACUCUACCGCAGACUCACUGAAGAUCAAGUCGAAGCACCUUCAGCAUCAGCAGGUACUCUGCAAACCGGACAGUCCGACGGAGCUGAACCCUCCGAACACUUGAAAUUGGAAGAAGCGCAUCUAUCAGCGCCAUCUUCAGCAAACUUAGUAUCCCAUACUAUUAUCAUUGAUGAUAACAAACCGUCAAAGGUUUACAGUUUCUCGUUGCCAAAUAACGAUCGUCCUCAGUCCUGUCCCAGUGUCCAAGUUCCUCUUGAUGGUAAUGCUGAUGAUACUGAUAAUAAAUCAAAAUGUUUUAAGAUCGUACCCAGACAAGGACGCAGAAGUCUUGAUUCUUUGCAGGCAGAUCUCACAAAUGCCUGUCGGCGAUGGGCUGCCGGUCGUAGUGAUGAACACAACGAUUCAAAUAAACAAGUAGAAUCUGUGAAGAUCGAUAAUGUCAAGCGUGAUUUAUUUAAUCCAAGUAUUACUGAAGACACUUUGACUGCCGACGAGGGCGAUGAAAAUGAACCACCUGGUGAUAAUCAACAGCUUGAUGACAAUGAUACCGAGCCAGUCGAAGCAGAAGAUCAAGAUCCAGAAGAAGAAGAAGAGGAAGCUUCUGAUUCUCCAGAUAAUAUCGAUGACGAGGCAAUAGUCUCUUCGAUCGACAUGACCGUUCUCGAAGAUUUUGAAUCCGCAAUGCGUCAAGUUGAAGUCGAACGCGGCACUGCCGAUAGUUAAUGUGUAACCCAGGCACAAAUCCUAUAAUUUACUACCACUUAGCAAUUUAAAUUAACAGAUUCGUGCCUAAUAGUUAAUUUAAUUAUUUUAAUUAAACGGUAAUUAAUUAAUUUGUAUAUUUACCUAGAGAUUUAUUAUUUUUAUUUGGUCUCAUUUCUUAAUUACUCUGUUUCGUUACUGUAUACAUAUACUAUUUGUAUAUAUACCGACCAAAGUUAUUUACAAAAAUAAUAAUAAUUAUUAUCAAUGACAGCUCGCCAAAGAAAAUAAUAAUAAUUAUAAUUAUUAUUAGUAAAAUAAUAAUAAUGAUGAACGAGCUGACUUUGAAUUAUAGAAACACGCACAUAUCUUGUGAAUGGAAUUUAAUAAGUAAAAUAUUAUUAAAUUUAUUAUUGGAUUAAUAAAUAAUAAUAUAAGAAAUGAGAGGUAUGGAUUAAAUUACGUCGGUUUAUUAUUAAACGAUACACCACGUAAGCCAUAUAUUACCGUUACUGCCUUAAUAGUCAUUUAAUUAAAUAUUUUAAUGGUUUUAUUAUUAAUUUAUGAAUGAUAACUGAUAUUAAAAUAUCUUCAUAUGAAUUUAAAUUCGAUAUACUUUUUAAUUAAGUGUAAUUAAUAAUUAUUAUUAUUUUAUACCGAAGGGAAAUUAAAAUGAUGAUAAAAAAAAUGAUUAUAAAUAUAUGACGAUAAGAUAUUUAUGUUUGGGUAAUUUACAUGAAUGAGUGAAUAAUAAAACAAAGUAUUAAUAUGAUAUAUAAUUAUUAAGAUAAAAUAAUAAUUAUGUAAGUAAUUGUAAUAAUUGGGCAAUGGGCGUGUACAUAAGUCUGAAAUUGGUAAAGAUUUUUCGUCCUUUUAUUUAUAUUAUUUCGGGUUUUAUUUAAAUUUAAUAUUAAUUAAUAAUUUACAAUUAAUAUCGGUUUUAGUUUAUUAAUUAAUCGAUUUAUUUAUUAGUUUAUUAAUUUAUUUAUAUCGUUAUAUUUACAAAUGUCAUUUUUGUAUACUCGCUUGCGAAUGAUUCUCAAUUUAACUCAAGGAUUAUUAGAAAUUAAUGAUAUUAUGAUAAUUAAUUAUUAAUUAUUGGUUAUUGAUUAUUGAUUAUUAAUUAUUAAUUAAUAGUUGACGUUUUUUUGCUCGUUAUGUCGUUGAUUUGUUUAAGCAACUCAAGUUAUUUUAAAUAAAUAUGUUGGUAAAUUUAAUUGAUUAUU
Messenger RNA from Microplitis mediator, 5197 nucleotides. RefSeq names its product mucin-5AC-like. The coding region runs from base 621 to 3992 and encodes 1123 amino acids. Lineage: Eukaryota; Metazoa; Arthropoda; Insecta; Hymenoptera; Braconidae. The record is from RefSeq and is a predicted model, not a curated record. The transcript is spliced from 9 exons.